Rotaria sordida is the source of this 616-nucleotide messenger RNA. The record is from the annotation of a GenBank genome assembly. Lineage: Eukaryota; Metazoa; Rotifera; Eurotatoria; Philodinida; Philodinidae.
AUGACUCUCAGUUGUCGCUUUGUCGGUGCCAUAUUAUUUGGUAUUGCCAGUGAUCGAUUUGGUCGUAAAUGGCCUCUUAUUGUGAAUAUUAUUCUCUAUGGAACCAUCGGAAUUAGUACGGGUUUCUGUCAAUCGUAUGUGCAAUUCAUUGUUACUCGAGCUCUUUACGGUGUUAGUAUGGGUGGUAUCUACGGUAAUUGUGCAUCGACUGCACUUGAAAACGCACCCAUUCCUACACGUGGACUUCUAUCAGGAUUGCUGCAACAGGGCUAUGUACUUGGACUUAUUAUGGCUGCUAUCUGGAAUUUUGUGGCUGUGAACAGUCAAUCUUACGGCUGGCGAAUGGCUUUUUGGUACGGAGGUUGUUUUCCGCUACUUGUUGCUCUCUGGCGAAUUUUCUAACCUGAAUCUCAAGCAUUUCUUUGUAUCCAAGAGGAACGCAAAAAAGCUGCGCUCAAAGGUAUAACUGGCUUAAAGAUGAAAAAAAUUAUAGUUUUUUUUUCGGUCCUGAUUUCGAUGUCAGAUUUUUUCAAAACUCCUAGUACAGAGUGUCUCAUCAAUAUCACUAAAAUAAAAAAUUCAAAUAUCUCCAAUCCAGUUCAAUCAAAUGGGCUGA